UCAAAGGCCAUGGAAAUGUGCCUCACCGGCAACAUGAUAAACGCCCAAGAAGCUGAGAAGUCUGGUCUGGUCAGCAAGGUUGUGCCAGCCGAUCAACUGGUAAGCGAGGCCAUCAAGCUUGGUGAGAAAAUCGGCACACACUCCAAGAGGCAAGAGGGUCUCAAUUUUGAGCGUUGCACCUUCCAUGCCAUAUACUCGACGGCUGAUCGUAAAGAGGGCAUGCAAGCCUUCGUCGAGAAACGCCCUGACAAUUUCAUGAACGAAUAGAUGGGAGAAUUAAGAUUAUCCAAUUAAAAGCCAGUAA
Molecule: messenger RNA, 304 nt
Organism: Drosophila navojoa
Lineage: Eukaryota; Metazoa; Arthropoda; Insecta; Diptera; Drosophilidae
Product: putative enoyl-CoA hydratase, mitochondrial
Biological process (GO): fatty acid beta-oxidation
Cellular component (GO): mitochondrion
Source: RefSeq, a predicted model, not a curated record